Molecule: messenger RNA, 639 nt
Organism: Pestalotiopsis fici W106-1
Lineage: Eukaryota; Fungi; Ascomycota; Sordariomycetes; Amphisphaeriales; Sporocadaceae
Exons: 2
Coding region: 1-639 (212 amino acids)
Source: RefSeq, a predicted model, not a curated record
AUGGAGCACACCACGAUUCGAGGUCAUAUUCAUAUGGAUGGUGCGGCUAAUCAAGCAACAGGGUAUUUUCUGCGAAUUGUAAAGAAGCGUCUCCUCGAUCAAUAUGGUCUUGUAAAGUACAAGCCGCUUGUCAGCUUCAAUGCCAAGCUCAUGGUGGUUUCCAUCCUAAUGGAUGCAAUGCUUAUUGGCCUCAUGUCUCUUCCCAAUCAAGUUGUUUUCAUCCAAUUCCACCCCGUGGCGUACAUGGUCAAGCUCAACAUUGAAAUGUCCAUGGCAACACUCAUCACCCGCCUCGCUCGGAGCGGAGCCAACGACGUCUAUCUCAAUACUUUAUCCGAGUCCGACCGCCGACGCCAGUACGGAACCGACGAAAACACCCACAAUAGUAGGAAUCGUGAUAUUGGACUAAAAUCAUUUACCAAAUCAAAGAUUCGACAUGACCCUGAAGAUGUCGAUCAUGACCUUGCUCAUGGUGCUGGAAUUCAACGAACAUUUGACGUUAAUGUUACUGUUCAACAGUCCAGUCCUAGCGAUCAUGACCACAAGGGGCACGUCAUGUUUGAUAGAAUGGAGGAUGAGAUUUCUCUCAAACGUAACGGGAAAGAGAUAGAUGGACGAAGCUCUUCGGCCAGCACUUAG